This is a messenger RNA of Cryptococcus deneoformans JEC21, 1430 nucleotides long. RefSeq lists its product as hypothetical. The record is from RefSeq and is a predicted model, not a curated record. The transcript is spliced from 8 exons. The coding region runs from base 284 to 1351 and encodes 355 amino acids. NCBI's taxonomy places the organism in Eukaryota, Fungi, Basidiomycota, Tremellomycetes, Tremellales, Cryptococcaceae.
UAAUUCCCGACGUACUGAUUCCCGAUGGCUCACAACUCACCCGCCAGCUCGUCCGGCUGGCUUAUCUCGUCCUCAGCAUGACCAAAAUCUAUUCUCUCGCUUUCCUCCUUAUCUUCCAUCUCAUAUUCCAUUUCGGAGCAACGCAAUCCCCCGGUCGAUCACAUGGCCUUCAGGAAAACCGCUCCGUUAGGUCAGCCGUCGUCAAGAACGUAUAUAUGAACAAUUCCUUCAUAAUCUCUCGCCAUUGUUGAUAAGCCCCUCUACCACACAGAGCGCACUAAACAUGACUUCCAUCACUCAGACCCAGCCAACUCUUAAGCUUCAAGGUGACAAUGUCGGAUCUCUAAAUCUGAAGUCCGACAGUCAGUCUGCGGCUGCGGUUCCGCUCACCAUCAAUCUCAACCAGCACUUUGGAGACUGGAGAGACGAUCUCGCUCGAGAUGGCUUCGUCGUCCUCAAAGGAGCGGUACCCAAGGAGAAGGCUUUGGGAUACCGACAGAGUUUCUUUGACUGGAUUGAGAAAUGGGGAAUGGGCUUUGACCAGAAGAAUAGAUCAACUUGGAUACCCGAGAAGGUCCCUGUUGUAAGGAAGGGUGGUAUGUUUCAUCAUUCCAUAGGUCAUGAAGCAUUCGUCUGGGAAGUUCGACAAGAACAAGGUGUUCUGGACGCAUUUGCCAAGCUUUGGGGAACGGAUGAGCUCUUGGUUAGCUUUGAUGGCGCCAAUCUCUCUUUGCCGGGUAAUAUGCAAGACCCAAAUCAACCUGCUUGGUGGCACGUUGACCAGGAUCCAGAGAAGAGGGGUUGCGUCUGCGUUCAAGGCCUCGUCAACCUCAACUACAACGGACCCAAGGAUGGCGGCUUGAGGGUUUUGAAGAACAGCCACAAGCUUAAUGACGAGUAUUUCACCAAAGUCUGGAAUGGUACGGACGGUUUCCGACUCCCCAAAGACAUUCAAGAGUCUGACUUUUUCGGUUUUACUGAGUCCAUCCUCGAAUGGUUCUACGAAAACGGAUGCGAAUGGAUCAAACCUGAGAUGGAGCCUGGAGACUUAGUCCUGUGGGACUCUCGUACUGCUCAUUAUAACGUACCACCGCUCGGCGAAGUGGACAGAUGUGCUGUUUACACUUGUUACGCUCCUGCGACUACCUGUAUUCCUGAGCAACUGAACAUCAAGCAGCAGCUCUUCAAAGAACGGAAGAUGACUACUCACUGGCCGUGUACAUUCCUUUCUCCGAAGACGUCCAUUGUGUUGCGCGAUGGUAAGCAAUGUCCAUAUACGCACUAUGAACCAUUCAACGAACCCGAGCAGACCGACAAAUUGCUUAAGCUCGCAGGUGUCAAACCGUACUAGGGAUCAACUUGCUUUUGAAGGUGGUAUCUGAUAAUUGAUUUCAUGUUACAAUACAACUCGCAUGUAUACUUGCAUCAUG